Molecule: messenger RNA, 849 nt
Organism: Kickxella alabastrina
Lineage: Eukaryota; Fungi; Kickxellomycota; Kickxellomycetes; Kickxellales; Kickxellaceae
Product: P-loop containing nucleoside triphosphate hydrolase protein
Exons: 1
Coding region: 6-671 (221 amino acids)
Molecular function (GO): ATP binding; ATP hydrolysis activity
Source: RefSeq, a predicted model, not a curated record
ACCAAAUGCAAAAGGACGCACUCAAGGCAGAGCAAAUAGCGCGCUGCUCACAGGCUAUUUCGCUGUUCGGGCUGGAAAAAUGCCGCGCUACUGCUGCUGGUGACUCCAUGAACAAGGGCAUUUUGGGUGGCAAGAAGAAGCGCACGUCUAUAGCAAUGGAGUGGGUGACUGACACGCCAAUUAUGUUCCUGGAUGAGCCGACCUCGGGGCUCGAUGCAUAUUCGGCUCUAAUGGUUACGCGAAAGCUCAAGCACAUUACUGAAACAGGCCGAACUGUCAUUGCGGUGCUCCACCAGCCGUUGUCCGAGAUGUUCGAGCUGUUUGACGACAUUGUCAUUAUCUUUGAGGGCCGUAUUGUGUAUACGGGCGAGCGGUCAAACUUGAUCGACUAUUUGGCGCGCAUCGGCUAUCCCUGUGCUAUUUACAGCAACCCGGCUGACCACAUCAACUCUAUGCUUUUUGACAUAAAAGUGGCGCGCGCUAAUAUAAGCUAUGUUAUCAACAGGGAGAAAAUGGAGCAACACGCCCAGUUUAUGUCUGAAAUGUGGCAGCAGUCUAAGGAGGCAGCAGCCCUGCAGCGCAGAAUCAAUAGCCCCGAGCUGACGCCCAUCGGUGCAACGCAGUUCCGUCGGACGAGCCCACCAAAUGGUGCAGCUGCACUACUUGCUUAAACAAACGUGGUUAAACAAUUUGCGCAAAAAACUCGUUCUCAAACUGCGAAUUGCACAAAGCAUAUAUUUUGGGCUGCUCAUUGGAUUAGUCUACCUGAACUCGCAGGAUCGGAUAUUGGAGUGGCGGCUGCAUAACUUUAGUGGCGGCAUGUUCUUCAACUGUGUGGCGCAGUUUCUG